GUCUUGGCCUACAUAAAGGAAUGUUCCGACGAAUUUGUGAGAUAGCCGCCAAAUUCUAUAAAAGUAUGCACAAUGAUGAUGUUGCAUGUGGAAUACUUACUACACAAUUAAUUAAUUAUAAAAGCAGAGAUUACCCAUUCGACUUUGGUUACGAUUCAUCUAAAACACCUAGUUUAUGGUGGGGUGUAAUAGAGGAUGAUUACCUCUAUCUCCAGAAUCUUACAAAAGCUAUUUUUGCACUUCAUUAUUAUGGGAAAGAGUUGUCUGAAGGUGAACUACAUGAUAGUGUAUUAGAUUUAACUACUUAUGCUGAUAUGGAAAAUAAUAGUAUAGAAUUAGAACAAGAUGAAGAUGUUUUGGAAUCUGCUCAGUCAAAUAAUGACAAACUUGAAAUCGGCCUAAUAGUCGAUUUUUCACAUGCAAAUUUUGGUAGGCAAGGUAAUGCCGAAGAAUUAUCUUAUACAAAACAAAAAAGUAGUAAUAUAGAAUUCGAUCCUGUAGCAAUU
This is a messenger RNA of Racocetra persica, 506 nucleotides long. The record is from the annotation of a GenBank genome assembly. Lineage: Eukaryota; Fungi; Glomeromycota; Glomeromycetes; Diversisporales; Gigasporaceae.